UGGAAAAUCAUAGAUUGGCAAAAAAUCAAACACCACAAAUAUCUCCUAGCAUUUAUGGUCGUACACUGUUAUUCUUUUCUAUCGAUUCAUGCAAAAAUGAAAGGAAAGCACAACUUUCAAAGUAUAUGUUGCAAGUAGCUGUUUCCGAUCCCAGUUGUUUUGUGCCAAACAAAGGAUUAUUAUGCCGAAAUCAUCUCAAAAAAUGUAUUAAUUUUGAGAUUGAAUAUAAUGAAUCUGAGCGGCAAGAGAUUCUUUCACGUCAAGUUGCUGAAGAUAAAAAGAAAAAAGGAAAAAAAGCAGCAAGUACCGAUGAAUUGUCCAUUUCAACUACCUUCAAUCUAUCAACUUCUAAUUCAACUACUUCCAACCUCUCAACCACUAAUUCAACUAUCUCCAAUCCAUCAACUUCUAAUUCGAUUAUUAAGCAAUCAUCUUUAAUGGGAUAUUUAUCACGGCCUCUGUCCAACAAAGACUUACUUCACUUCGAAAAUCUCAUAUUAAGGAUAAUAGUAUCAAAUGGAUUACCAUUCAAAUUUAUGGAAAAUCAGGAAACAAAAGAUGUAUUUUCUUUUAUUGCUCCAGCCUUAAAAUUGCCUGGACGAAAAGCUAUAAGUGAUCGGAUUUUACCACAAUCUUCUCAAGAAUUAUUAUUAUCUGUUAUAAAACGAGCUCAAGAAGACAAAAUUGGUAUUACCGCAGCAUGUGACGGUUGGACUAAUAUAAAACAACAACAUCUCUUUGGCGUUGUAUUCAUUACUUCACAGGGGGAAAUUUUGAUUUGGAAAGCAAAAGAUGUAAGUGAUCAAAGAUCCAAAACUGAAGACGUAAAACUCUUACUCAAGAGUUUAAUGGAAGAAGCUGAACAAAAUCAAAUCAAAAUCAACUGCUUUGUAACUGAUUCUGCUGGCGAGUAUGCGGCAGCUAGACGACAAUUGCGAAUUGAAUAUCCAAAUAAGAUUUGGAUUCCAUGUAUGGCUCAUCAAAUGAACCUAGUUGUAGGAGACAUAUUUAAGGAAUCUGAAUUCUAUCAACAAACAUCAAAAAAUGCUGUUCGUUUAGUCAGUUACUUUCAUUCUUCACCUUAUUUUACGGAAAAAUUACAAAAUGAACAACAAUCUUGCUAUGAAAAAACAAUUGCACUUGCAACUCCAAGUGAAACACCUUGGUUUGGAGAAAUGCCAACGCGAAUUCUUCGACAAUAUUUAUCCUAUCAGCGAGAAGUAUUUCCUUUCAACCCUGAAACAUAUAAUCAAUUUGAUGACAACAUUAUUGAUUUUUGGGAAUCAGCUCAGGGCUUAGCACCAGAGCUUUCUCGAUUGGCACUUCAUCUUUUUGGAAUCUGUAUUAAUGCAGCAUCAGUAGAACGACUUUGGUCAAACAUGAGUUUUUUGCAUACAAAAUGUAGAAAUCGAUUAAUG
Ambispora gerdemannii is the source of this 1418-nucleotide messenger RNA. Lineage: Eukaryota; Fungi; Glomeromycota; Glomeromycetes; Archaeosporales; Ambisporaceae. The record is from the annotation of a GenBank genome assembly.